Molecule: messenger RNA, 381 nt
Organism: Coffea eugenioides
Lineage: Eukaryota; Viridiplantae; Streptophyta; Magnoliopsida; Gentianales; Rubiaceae
Exons: 1
Coding region: 1-381 (126 amino acids)
Source: RefSeq, a predicted model, not a curated record
AUGUGUGUCUGCUGUGGUGAAGAUACUGAAACUAUCGUGCACAUGUUAUUCUUUUGCCCAACAGCUAAAGUGGUAUGGAAACUUGCUCCAGUGAAGUGGGACGGGAUAGCUGAAAUGCAAGGCAACUUUGGGAACUGGUGGGAUGCUGUGAUGCAAUCAGCAAAGGAGACAAAUGGCCUCAACAGAAUCCAGCUCACGGUUAACAUCUUAUGGCAAGUGUGGAAGGCUAGAAACAAAAUGACUUUCCAAGCUGAGAGGGGAAAUGCAAAACUGAUUGUUGAUAAAGCACAGAGUGAAUGGCUUGAGUAUGAAGCUAACAAUGAAACCAAUGGAAGGCCAGAUAUAACAGCAGAGGAGAAGGGAAAUUCACAGCAGAAAUAG